CGGGGCUGCGGGACUAACCGUUCUGUCGGUGGAGUCCUCCCUCUUCGUUUUCGACAUAGCUUCCCUGGUCCCCUCUAGGUCUGCUCGUCUACACAGGAGCCCCCGGGUGCCGCCAAGCUCGCUGUCCCUGGUCGGGAGUGCUGUCGCAGGUUUGCAAGCAACUGUCCUGAAGAGGACCAGGGAAAAAAUCAAGUGAUGUCUACCUCCAGGCUCAUUCCCAAGUGGAAUGAGUUUAUGCGCUCUGUGAAUGACGUCAUUCAAAAAAGCAAGAAACCCACAGGGGAUGCAAAGACUGAUGUAGUUGUGCUGAGUGACCGAUCGCAGGUGCUGUUCAAGGAAUCUCGCUAUCCUCAGACUAUGCCACUCAUAUGCCAUUACUUCAUUGAAGCCCACUUCUUUGCCUCCCUCUCCUGGGCAACGACCUACACAAGAGAGACACUGGCUGUAGUAUGGACGAAGAACAAAGCUGAGGACAUGGUUGAAAGGAGAACCUUCACAAUGACCGAGCGACUGCCAGCCAUCCAGUCCAUAGUGCACACAGGCGCCUUUCACCUAAUCAUCACCUACUGCGGUGACUUGAUUCUGAGGCUCUUUGGGGACCAUUUUAGGGCGUUUAAAUCCAUGUGUACCGUGCCCUGCCGCUUUGAUAUCACCUGUCUCUGCUUUGAUCCAGAAACAAAGAUGCUUCUGUCUGGCAUCGUUGGGGCGGUGGUCACCUGGAACAUCGAACACAACGGCAAGGGCCUCCAAAUGAUGCAGAUAUUUCCCACACCUGGUGAUGAGCUGGUCCAGAAUAUCGUUCUGAACGGCCCCAAUGGCUGCCUGGUUGCCCUGUGUGAAACUAUGCUAAGAGUCCUUGACCGCCAGGACCAGGGCCACCUGGGAGAGGUGCGGAGGUUCACCACCACCAGCGUGGGCUCUCCUAUCACCUGCUGCCUCACUAGCCUCAGUGGGAGCCUUAUGUAUGCGGGGAACAAGGCUGGGGAAGUCCAUGUAUGGAGCCUGAGCAGGAGCGCGCCCCUCCACAGCUUCAGGGCCCACGUCUCAGCAGUGAUAUGUAUACAGAACCGGUCAGAGGCGCACACCAUGCUGACAGCUGGCAAGGAAGGCACACUCAAGGAAUGGAAUCUCACUUCAGGGAAUCUGCUCCGGCGGCUCGAGCUCGGCGAGGAGCUCCACAAACUCCAGUUUAUCGACAACACUACUUUCUUCUGCCAGACAACUCAUAAUUUUUCCUUGCACCGUCUGCCCUGCUUCUACACACUCUUCAACGUCUGUGGCUCUGCUCCCCAGCAGCUGCGUCGAAUCCGCUGCAAAGACGACUGCUUCCGCAUCCUGUGCACGACCGAAGACGGCCUGUUGCGCUUUGUGUCUCCCGUCACCGGGGAUCUUCUGAUCAUCACCUGGCCUCUCUCAGUCCUCGACCGUGCUGUGGAUUGGGCCUAUGAUCCCAGUAAAGAGGAGCUCAUAGUGGCAACGGGCACCUCAGAGGUGGUGGUGUUUGACACAAGCCGCAACCCUUGCCCAGUCAAGUAUCUGUUGUGCACCUCACCGGACGAUGAGGACUUUGUCCAGUGCCUGGCUUAUGGCAAUUAUCAUCUGGGGCGGGGGCUGGAAGGACUGAUAUUCUCUGGGCAUCAGAGCGGUACUGUGAGGGUGCUCUCCCAGCACAGCUGCGCCAGGAUCGAGAAAGUUUUGCACUUUGGGGCUGUGCUGGCUCUAUCAGCGCUCUAUGGAGGGCUUCUGAGCAGCCGAGACAACUCUUUGCUCUGUUCCUACGGGAUAGAUGACUACAUACAGUUGUCAGAAAUUGUGUUCGCUGGGACCAGACUACAGCUGCGGACCCUGGCUAGCAUUCUCAGCAGCUGCCAUCUAAAACACCUAGUCCUCUUACCGAAGUCUGUAGGUGCCAUUACAGACGCCAACUGCCUGCGGCUCUGGAAGUUCCAUGAUUUCCUGUCCUUUGGGACAAAGCAAGGUACCCGGUUCAUAGAGACAUUGCCUCUGCACCAGUGCACCAUCGUCUCCUUUGAUGUGUGCUUGCCCUUGAGUCUUUUUGUCACAGGCGGCUCCGAUGGCUCCGUCCGCAUCUGGGACUUCCAUGGUAGACUCAUAGCCAUGUUGGACUCAUCACUGCGCUUCGGUCCACUCUGCUUUUUAAACGACCGGGCUGACCUGCUGGUGACUUUCAACCAGAGUAUUUACCUGGUGUCUUGCUUAGAAUUGUUCCCCGCAGCCAUGCUCUCUCGCCUUGUCCUUUUGAGCAUAACAGAUGACAUGGUAGAAGCCCCCAGACCUUUUGUACCAAGCUUCUUCUUCUCCUUUGAGACCAUAUUUGUGCCUAAGUACAGCUACCAAGAUCAGCGGAGACAGGACCUAGAAGGCCUGACGUGCCUUGUCAAUAAGCGGGCCAUUGCCUUUGACCAUAAUGUGCCACAUGUCAUAGAAGAAGAAGAUGAUGGGAGCACCGUACUACUGGAUGCUUCCCGGCAGGAAUUUUUGGAGGCAUCCGCCUUGGAGCAGAUGACAAAGCAACCCCCAAGUCAUUAUGUGGUUCCUCCUCAGUUACAAAUGACUGCCUGGGAUGGACUCAACCCCUAUCACAUACUACGAUGCUACUUCGGUCAAGAGAAGAAAUGGCUUCUCGCUCCUGAUUGCUACAUCCCCAACUCAGUGAUCCGUGCCCGUCUUUGGCCAGAGGGCAGCCCGAUAUUCCUACAGUGCAGCCUGCACUCACCCCAGCGGGAUCUGGACUGGGAAAAGAAAGAGCCCUUCUUCUUCUGGCACAGCAAGAUAAGAACUACCAGUGUAACAGAGCAUGUUCCCGAGAAAGAGGACGAAAACUUCCUGCAGAGGAGAUUAACCAAGGACAUCACUUACAGCGUCCUCACGGACGCAGCAAACCGCAGCUGGCUGGGGAAGAAGAUGAGCGAAGUAGCCAUUAGUAGCCUGGUCGAGGCAAUCCUCAACAUUAUGGUCCACUCCAACCCACUGAAAUACCAAUGCUGCAUUGGUGCAUUAGGACAAAUCUUUGCCGCUUACCAGGUGUCCCCAACCCUACGCUCUGAGACAGCACACCGUCUGCUAGACGACACAACCCAUUCUAACCCGCUUAUCCGAGAACUAGCCUGGGAAGGGCUGAAGCGUCUGGGGAUGAUCACUCAUCUCUUUGCCUUGCCUCUGGCCCAGGGAUUAAUGGACAAGGACCAGAGAGUGAGGAAUAAAGCCAUGGUCCUAAUGCCUGAGACGGGAAUCCAUUCAAAGAGCUCUCUCUUAACCCUCAUCCAGAAACCGGACAUUUUCCGGGAUUUGCAGCAAGAGAUGAUUGGGGAGGAGACCCUGGACCAUCUUCUGGGGAUGCGACCCACAGACAUUCAAAUCCUCAUUACUCAAGUAGACCAGCGAUUGAAUGACAACCUGUCAAUGUCCAAAGGAGAUAGAAAGUUUGAAUUUUCUUUAGCUCUCCCAGGGUCUCCUGUACCUAGUAAGGGCAUUUCCUUGCUACCUAUGUCAGCUCAUGAAGAACCUGAGGUCAAGCCCAGCAAAGGCCAAAGAUUGGCCCGAGCAGCUGGUAAAAGGCAUGCCCGAAGACUGUUGCGAGGUCUCAGAAAAGCCAAAGAGGCAGCUAAACUGCGAAAACAAGAGGAGAUAAAAGAUCAGGGGGAAGCGGAGGCUGUCGAGGCUGUCACAGUCCAUUCCAGGUCUUCAGUCGGGAGUCUAUUAAGGAGCCCCCGAGACAUUGAAAUCUCAGAGAAAGACAUCUUAAAGGACCACAUUUCUGUGAGCAUGAAAAUGAGGAAAAAGCUGAAAGCCCCAGACAAGAAAGAAAAGAAAGCUCUAAAACCCAGCAAGCACAAGAAAAAGAAAAAAGAAGAAUUUGAAGUUGCGGUUAUAGGCGAGGAAAUCUUGCCUCCCUCAGAUGUAGUGGAGCCUCCCCCACGGAGGAGAAGGCCACGAGCCUCUGGGAGGGGCGUCGGGGGGACGCCUGGUAGGAUCCUUACUGCAGAAGCCGCCUGGCGGGAUGACCUCUGUAAGCUCGUGAACCUUAGGAUAGCUGGUUCCCAAACCCAGAUAGCGGAAGAGCUAGGUAUUGAGCUGCUGGCUGUUGCUAAGGAGGUACUGAUAGAUAAGCACCCGAGCUGGGAACUCUUUAUGGAGAUCUGCCCACUGGUGGAGGAAGAAGUGGCUGAGGACUCUCGGUGGCAAGAGGAAGAAGCAGGUUCUGUCCCUGAAGAAGCAGUCGGAGAGGAAAUGGUCACCGCAGCUGAGGAAGAAAUACCAGAGGCAGGAGAAGAAGAAACGGCCGAGAAAGAACUGAGAGCAAAGGAGGAGGAGGGGGGAGUGAUUCGCAAAAAGGGCAAGAAGAAAGAAGUUGCUUUCUUAGAACAGGGUGAGGUAGGCAGAGGAAAGGGCAGGCCCCGGAAGGAAGGCAAGAAAGCGAAGAAGAUGGCAAAACAGGAGAAAAUGAAAGGAGGCUUGAAAGAGAAGAGAGUCUCCACAGAGGAGCUGCCUGCGACUUCCGAAGCGGAGGCGGUGGCGGAGGCGGAGGCGGAGGCGGUGGCGGAGGCGGUGGCGGUGGCGGAGGCAGAAAAGGUGGAAGCAGAAGAAAAACCAGAGGAAGAGAGGAAGCUGUCCUGGGAAGAGUGGAAGAGGUCUUGGGACGCGUGGCAUAGACUCCAGACAGUGUCUUGGGAAGAAUGGAAGAAAGAGUGGGACCGGAAGUAUUUUGAGGAGCAGAAACAACGCAGGGCUGGACAAGAGCUGCUGCAGAGAGGGGAAGAGGAAGAGGAAGAGGAAGAGGAAAAGGAGGAGGAGGAAGAGGAGGAGGAGGAGGAGAAGAAGAAGAGGAACAGGCUGAAAUGGGACGAAUGGAGGCAGGUCUGGGAAAAUAUCAUAUCGAAGACCAAAACGGAGAUGGGGUUGGAGCUGGCAGAUGUACAGCCGGUAGAACUCGGGGAAGACUUUGAGGAGGAGACUGAGGAAGAGGCUGUCACAGAAGAGCAGAAACAGAUGCUAGAGGCGCAGAGAGAGGCCAGGGCAGAGUGGAAGGAAGCCCGAGCGGAGAGACAGUGGGCCAGAGAGAACAGGCAGCUGUCGACAGAAGAGGAGAAACUGUCCCAGGAUGAGAGGAAGCUGGCCCAGGAAGAGAGGAAACUGGCCCAGGAGUAUGUGAAAAGGGCCGCCGCCGGUGAAAAGCUGGGCCACGUAGAGAUGACCCUUGGUGAGAAAGAAGAGCAUCUGGCCAAGGAAGAGGAGUUUCUAAGUCAGCAAGCAGAGCAGCUGGCCCAGAAGAAGAGGAAACUGGCCAGAAAGUUGGAGAAGCUGGCUCGCGAGGAAGAAAAAGUCGCAAAGAAAACUGCAAAAGUGGCCGAGAUCAAUGUGGUGUUGGCUCAGAAAAUGGAAACCCUGACUCAAAAGGAGCGGAAUCUGGACUUUCAGGAGAGGGAGCUGAAGGAGGACGCUAAGGCCCUGGAAUGUGACGUGAGGGAGCUGGCCUGGAAAGAAGAUGAAAUGAACGAGGAAGAGGAAAGGCUGGCCGAGAAAAGGGAGAAGCUACCAGAGGAGGAGACGCUGCUGACCUGGUACAAGGAGAAUCUGUCACUGGAAGAGAAAACGCUGGCCCAGGAGGAGGAGCUGCUGAUGGAAGAAGAGAGAAAACUGGAGGGAGACCAGACACCUGAGGAGGAGGAGAGGCUGUUGGAGAGGAGGGAGAUAGGGAGGGAGAAGAAAGAGAGGUUGGCCCAGGAGAAGGAGAGACUGGCCCAGAAAAAGAAAGAACUGGACGAGAAGAAGACCCACCUAGCCCAGACAGAAGAAGAUUUGGUCCAGGAGAAGUAUGCACUGUCUCUGGAAAAGCAGAGACUGGCUGAGCGGGAAGCCACUCUCCGAGACCAUGAAGACAAAGUCCUCAAGGGGAAAGAACAGCUGCGAGACGUAAAACACAAGCUGGAGCUGUACAGGGAGAAACUGCUUCAGGUGAGCAGGAAGCUGAAGGAGGAGAAACAGGUCCUGAUAUCGAAGAGAGAGAGGAUGGCCGAAGCAGAGAGAAAAUUGGGGGAGGCAGACCUGAUCCUGGCAGAAAAGCAAGGGAGAUUGGCCCAGGAAAAGAUGAAGCUAGCUGACGAGAUUAAGGUCAUAAUCCAGAAAAGCCAGUUCUUCAGAGAGGAGAUGGAGAUGGCUGAAGAAGGGAUGGCCCUGACUGAGGAGAUGAAGAGAGUGGCUGAAGAGAAGAUAAAGCUAGCAGAGGAGUCCAAGCCGCUGUCCAGGAGGGGGACGGAAGAGAUCUCGAGAAAAAGACUGACUGAGCACGAGGUAACCCUGCUGAAGAAGCGACUGUCACUGGAGGAGAAGAUUCUGACCUAUAAGGACAGACUACUGGCGACGGAGGAGAAGAACGCCGCCAAAGGGAAGCUGGAGCUCAUCAGAGGACAGCGGCUACAGGCCCAGGAAGAGAGGAAGUUAGCCAGAGCAACCAGGAAGAUGGGGAAAGAGAUGGCUGUUUCCCGGGAGCUGCCACAGAUGAGAAAAUCCUUAAAGGUGCUUCAAAAACUAGUCAGCAAAGAAAGGAAAAUUACCCAGAAAGAGACAAGGAUGACAAAGAUAAAACGGACACUGCUUGUGAAGGAGGCCAAGCUAAAUAAGGAGGAGCACAGACUUGAUGUGAAGGAGCUGGACACGUAUGAAGAACAACCAGAAGUCAUCAGUGACGAGAAGAAACUGGCUAAGAUGGAGAGGCAUCUGGCCAAGGAGAUGGAGAAACUGAAAAGCCAAGAGCAAAGGGCGGCUGAAGAAGAGAGUGAACUUGUCUGGUGGGGCCAGGUAGAGCUCCCAGAGGAGGAAGACCUUGAGGUAGAAGAGGGAGUCUUUAAAAACUUGUGGAGAAGGAGAUGGGCAUGGGCAGGGCCUCUUCCUGGGACGGAAAAGUUUUAUGAUCUGUUAGAACAGGUAGAAUGUAAAGAGAGCUUUACCAAGGAGAUGGAAAGCCUGCUGGAGGAGGUGGAGGCAGAAAAAGAGAGUCUGUCUGAGGAAGAAAGGGAAGAUGAGGAGGAACUGAAGGAAGAGGAGGAGGAGGAAGGGGGAAGGGAGCAGAAAGCAGAGAGGGAGGAGGAAGAGAUGAAAAUGGAGGAGGGGAUUAAAAGAGAAGAGGAGGGACAAAAGGUACUGGAGGAGAAGGAAGAGCGAGAAAGGGAGGAGGAGACAGAAAAGGAGGAGGAGAAGAUGGAACGGGUGCAUGAGGAGGAAGAGGAGGAGGAAGAGGAAGAGGAGGAGGAAGAGGAAGAGGAGGAAGAGGAAGAGGAGGAGGAACCGACAGUUGCGAUCAAACCGUUCAGGUCUCCGAUAGUUGGUAGGGCCAUGAAAGCUCGCAAACUCCAGCGCAAGGCACCACAAACCAAGUGGUUUCUGCAGCAGCAUCUUUCUCUGGCACGACAUAUAAGCGCAGAGAUGCCGCCUCUGCCUGAAAUCUCGACAGAGGAACGCUAUUCAGAGGCAGGUGUCUCAGAUCUGGAAUGGCUGCACAAUGUGUUAGGACAGAUGGAAGCAGGAAAAGAACUCACUAGAGACAGUUUCCACAGACUGUGUCAGCUCCUCAAAGACCUCACCACGACGGGAGACCUGGAGUGGCUGCACCUGGCAAUACUGGAGGUCAUUGUGGAACGCCACAAGCAGAGUGUGACUUCAAAGCCUGCCAGGGAACCCAUGAGCCCCAAACACCUGAAAGUGAUCCCUCCUAUAAAAGGGAAGGAGAGGGAGAGCUGGCAAAAACCGGCUAUCCACAUACCAGGGCCCCCACCAGCUACCAAGGGGGCUACAGAGCCAAAGGCUAUACACUGGCAUCUUCUAGGAGAGCCAUACAGAAGAGCACGUGUGCAGCAUUUAUUCAACGUUCUUAAGGAAAUGGAGACGCGACCUUUUAAGCCUACCACAAGAGACAUUUUGAUAGAUGCCCAUUCUUCUGUAAACAAACAAACCUUGGCACUAAUGUUUCAGAAGGACUUUGGGGAUCUUAAAGGUAAAAGCAGGUAUCCCAAACUGCCUAAGUUGGAGAAAAAGCCUAUCUUAAAAAGAGAAGAGCUGCCUCCAUGGGAGACGUUUGUGGCGCUCUACCAUGUUUUGCGGAUGCUGCUGCAGCGGUAUGCCAAAGACAUGGCUACUUGGAUGGAAAAGUUUUACCAGCUCAUGGACCUCUACCAGCUUCAGUCCCCCCACAUCCAGAGGCUGCUGCAGGACCUGCUACUGACAAAGGGGCCUCAGACCCUAGAGUUCGUCUCCCAAGAGACUCUGCAGGCCGUGGAGCUAGUGCCCGGGGAGCGGCUGUUAUACUGCUUAAUUUGUGGUGGCUCCCAUCCCCCACACAUGCCUCUGGACUUCCAGGAAGUGAUCCCACUUCCUGAGCAGAAUAAUGUGCACACCAUUCGACCCAAAGGCAUUGCCAAGUAUGGGAUCCUUGAAAUUGCCUGGAAGAGUCUGCCCCAAGCUGAUAUUCACCUCAUCAAGAAAGCACCCCAUGUUAUCGUUCACACUCCCUGA
This is a messenger RNA of Phodopus roborovskii (desert hamster), 8529 nucleotides long. RefSeq names its product WD repeat domain 87 (gene Wdr87). Bases 196 to 8529 code for a protein of 2777 amino acids. The transcript is spliced from 7 exons. The record is from RefSeq and is a predicted model, not a curated record. Gene Ontology annotation, molecular function: protein binding. Lineage: Eukaryota; Metazoa; Chordata; Mammalia; Rodentia; Cricetidae.